This is a messenger RNA of Salpingoeca rosetta, 1795 nucleotides long. RefSeq lists its product as uncharacterized. The record is from RefSeq and is a predicted model, not a curated record. The transcript has 2 exons. The coding region runs from base 583 to 1674 and encodes 363 amino acids. NCBI's taxonomy places the organism in Eukaryota, Choanoflagellata, Craspedida, Salpingoecidae. Gene Ontology annotation, molecular function: calcium ion binding.
CCCCAUACAGACAGUGACUGUAGCGAAUGGCGUCUGCAAUUGCAUCUACCACAAGAACUACAGCGGGCUUCCCUGCAAACACAUCGUUGCAAUCAACCAUCCUCGCGCUCACACCAUCCACGACAUGUUCAAGCAAGCCGUCUACGUGCAAGCCUGGCAUGACUUUGGCCUGCGUGUGCCGUUGGAGGCGUCGAGCGUGCCUUGCGACAUGCUGCCACCACCUGCAGUCAUACAGCCCGGGCGACCGCAGGAGAACAGACUGGAGCGACAACCACGCAACCGCACGCGUAAUCGCAGGGGCAGGGGUCGAGGCAGGGGUAGAGGCAGGGGACGUGGUGAAGGUGGUGGUCGGGGUGGUCGACGAGGUGGAGGGAGAGCGAGUGUACGGGGGAUAGCACGCGGCAGAGGCGGCGCACCUACGGCAGAUGCAACCGCGCCGCCAUUAUCACAACCACCACAGCCACCACAACCGGUCUUCGUGAACGCGGCACCACUCAUACAACCCCUACUCGGGGCGCAUCAGGCCCAUUCCCACCAGCACUGCCUGCACCUGUAUACGGGCCAGCAGCGCCACCGCCUCUGAUGCAUGCCAUGAUGCCGAGCUUGUCAACGACACCGGUCAUCACAAGCAUAUUGACGCCGCUGCAACUACCAAUGACUGGAGCGGGAUGGCAGACGUCCACUUUUGAGGACUCUGUUGUGUACUCGUGCCACUCCGGUAACGUCGUUUACGACACCACAUUCGGCAGCACGCUCACCACCCUCCUUCCCCCAGACAGCACGUCUGCCUACAUGACCUCGUUCACCCGCACGUGCCGGGCCGAUCAGACCUACACCAACACGGAGCUGGCGUGUCAUGACGUCAACGAGUGCGACCCAGACGCGUAUGCAGCCUACACGGCCGCAACCGGCAACAGCGCCCAACAAGAGCAGUCGUUCAGCACGGCGUGCCAAGACGCAUGCACCAACACAAUUGGGUCGUUUGAGUGCUCCUGCCCUGCCGGGUUUGAGCUGCAAGCGGAUGGGCGCUCGUGCGAUGUGCUGUCGUGUGGGCUGCCGCCUUCUCGUCCCUUUGCCACCGUGGCCAGCCAAGACCAGCCCCGCACCUACCAGCAGCAGGCGCUGUACACGUGCGAUGAUGGCUACACCACCACGGGCGAUGCACAGGCUACCGCCACCUACACGGCUACCUGCACGGUGACAGGCAACUACACGUUCCAAGGGACGUGUGUGGAGGUGGACGAGUGCGCUGCCCAGCCGUGCAUGAACGGCGGCGUGUGCACGGACCUGGUGAACGCGUUUGAGUGCGCAUGUGUCGGCGAGUGGGGCGGCCCGACGUGCAGUGAUGACACUAACAGGCCGCCAGAACGCAUCUCCCUCAGUACCACGCGCGUGCCAGAGAACACCUUCUCGCUGCCUCUCGUCACUGUCACUGUGGAAGACCCAGACACCCACCAGAGCCACACGCUGCAGGUGCUCUCAUCAACACCACGCGCGUGCCUCCGCUGCGUUGAGCUCUCUUGCACACGACCAUAUGCUCACCAACGCCUUCCAAUGCAGCUCAUUGCUUCAUCAACGCCCAUGCCACAUUCACAUUUACAUGUUUUACUUUCGGACUACGCUCCUACGCUCGCUCUCCGAUUCUCGAUGGUCCACGCUUCAUUCGUGCCAUAGCAACUGCUUCUUUCCGUGUUGUGGUGUGUACUUUUGAGUGACAACCGUCCAAUAUCUACACCGCCCAAUACCCAUCAUCCAAGAACAACCAUCAAAAAUAACAGCCAUACAGCAAAGCACA